AUGCUGAUAUUGGUCAAAAGACUUAGUUCGCGACGACCCACACCUGUGUUGUCGCGUGGUGUUCCUGGUCUGAAAUCGAUCGGUUCAUUGGAUCCCCUUCUUGUGAAACGCAUCACAAUCCAACACAAUCAAUCGCCGUUGGUAGUUGAUGCUACUUUAAGCGAUAUUGCUAUAACUGGUCUUGGUAAUGCUCAAGUUCAAGAUACCCAAUUGGAUCUUGGAAAGUUAGUUUCAUCAGCCACAAUAUUUGUGCCAAAAUUCACCAUGAAUUCGGACUACAAUGCCAAGGGCCAAAUUCUGGGCCUGCCAUUGAAUUCCAAUGGAAAAUUGACAUUGAGUGCUGAGAAAUUUGCCGUCCACAUAACAAUGAAAUUGAAGCUGCGGGACGAAGGCGGCUUUACAUUCACCGACAUUGAAAAGUUGCAUUUGGAUAUUACGAGCAUUGGAGGAUUCACUGUUUACAUGGGUAAUCUGUUCAACGGUCAAAAGGAAUUAGAGGAUAGUGCAAAUGCCCUGUUCAAUGAAAAUUGGCGAGAAUUAUAUCAAAUUUUAAAUCCCGCAAUAAGACAAUCGGUGGAAACCGUAAUGCUGGACCGUAUUGGAAAAGUGUAUGCUUUUGUUCCGGCCAACUUUCUGGUUGCAGAUAUACCCUCAGCUGCAGCUUAUUAUGGAUAA
Messenger RNA from Musca vetustissima, 675 nucleotides. RefSeq names its product circadian clock-controlled protein daywake-like. Bases 1 to 675 code for a protein of 224 amino acids. NCBI's taxonomy places the organism in Eukaryota, Metazoa, Arthropoda, Insecta, Diptera, Muscidae. The record is from RefSeq and is a predicted model, not a curated record. The transcript has 4 exons.